This is a messenger RNA of Corythoichthys intestinalis (scribbled pipefish), 9718 nucleotides long. It is a transcript of the gene cacna2d4a, whose product is annotated as calcium channel, voltage-dependent, alpha 2/delta subunit 4a. Gene Ontology annotation, cellular component: voltage-gated calcium channel complex. The coding region runs from base 2226 to 5693 and encodes 1155 amino acids. The transcript has 39 exons. NCBI's taxonomy places the organism in Eukaryota, Metazoa, Chordata, Actinopteri, Syngnathiformes, Syngnathidae. The record is from RefSeq and is a predicted model, not a curated record. Gene Ontology annotation, molecular function: voltage-gated calcium channel activity.
UUUAAUCAGUCACAAUUGAAAUUUUCAUGGGUACGCAUCUUUUUGGGUCACCCUGUACUUUCUUUUAAACAGCAGUCCAUGCUAAUUUAAUUCUCUCACUGGGAUGUUAUAUGCAGUUAAGUCCUUACGGGCAAUACAUAUAGUAGGGGUGUACUGAUGCCUGGGUUGCAGUGUUGCCUAGUGUGUCAAGUUUGCUGUGCAUGUGUUGAUUUGCAGUGACCUGUAUUGAUAGGAGUGUAGUGCCGUUUGUAUUUUUUUUUUUUGGUAUCAUAUGCCCCCGUGUUCUCAGGGCUUCUAAUUGCUGUGUUGCCUGCCUCCUGUUACAAUAAAUAUACUGUGGACUGACGCUGGCUGUGGUCUAUUGGGGUUAAAAGUACCUGUCUGUGUGGUGACAAUAGUACUGUCACACCCUUUGAGUAAAGAGCUCAAGCAGCAUUCCUGAAAUAUCACGAGAGGAGUCUCGGAAAACUUACCUGAACAGUGAACGCAAUGGCUGGCAAAUAAACAAGGAAGCCAAAAAACAGCGCGGCUGCGAGCUUCAAGCUAAAUUUUCAGUAUAAAUCAUAUACAGGGAAACUAAUCGUUUAUAAAAAAAGUAGAUGAAAUAUAUUACCGAUGUCGGGGAAGUCUAGUUUUGAGUAGAGUGGAGCCGCCGGAAAGUGGAAAGCAUUGGUCGGCUGGGCGGAUCACUGACGUCAUGUGUAAACGUCACAAGUCACGUGAUUGCGCUCUUUCAACAAGCAAAUUCAUUCAUUGGGAAAUGACGAGUUGAUAAUGCAAAAUUAAAUUAUGAUUUGGUAUUUAAUACAAAAAUGAUACUAUAACUUUAAUUUUAAGGGUUAGGGUUUAUUUUGAAUGUGUGCUUUUCAACAAUUUUUUAUUAUUAUAGUAACGCUGUUUUAUUUUCCCAGUUUUUUCCUGAAAGAAGGAAGAAUUUAUCCCCACCAUGAGAGAUUUGGGUCAGUGGGGGAGGAAUACUCUCCAGCUGUUCCACACUGCUGGUGUGUACAUUUCUCUGUGUGUGUGUGUGUGUGUGCGCACAGUCUCUUCAGUGUUAUUAAUCCAACCCCGCUGCACUUUCUGCUGCAUUACUGCUUUGUGUGCUUCACUGUAUUCAUGCCAUGUGUAUGUGAGCAGAUGUUGGACACGUGUGCAUUCAUACCUCUCCAAUGCAUAGUUUGGACUUUAAAUGAAUAAAAGAAAUGAACCGGUCUGAUUUAAUUGACCAGAGAAAAUGGCCUGAAUUUCUAUUAGCUGAGGUAAUUUAUGUACUUAUUCAGUCAAAUGGGUCAUCGGGUUAAUCGGUAAAAGAAAGUAUGUGUAUUGAGUAUGGUUAAAACCAUUGGUGGGUAAUUAUCCUUUAGUUAAUCUAAUGAAAAUCAGUAGAUUAGUUGAUGACAAAAUCUGGGAGUGUGUUAGGAUGAGUGUGCAUAAUCACGAUGCAGUACUAGAUGAGGUCACUAGACGUCUCUGUUUGUUUAAAUUAGUUUUUGUAUAAGGCAAACCUCCUCAAAGCACAUGAUGCCACACUAUUAGUGUAGACUGAUCCAGAGCAGUCAUACAAUAUUAAAUGGCAUCAUUUCCCUCAUUUUUUUAAAAUCUGAAAAUAGCCAGCAAUCAGGGUAUUAUAUAGACGUGAGGGAGGGAAGAUAGUAGUUUGAAGAAAAAGAAAGGAUUGUGUUACGCUGAGAUGGAGAGAGGGAAAAAGGAAUGGAUAGAGGGAGGAGGGGUUUAAUCCUGCCUGGAUUAUGGUAUAAACUGGUUGUGGGGCGCAAGAGAGAGAGAAAGAGGAAGUCCCAACAGCCCUCCCUCCAUCUCUCCACACAUCCAUCACUCCAUCACAGACUGUUUUCAUCGCGUGUUUUUGGGAUCUUUUAUGAUGAGGAGUUGAAAAAUAAGUAUUCUGGAUGGAUAAAACUGAAAAGAAAGGAGCAGAAUGGAGUGAUGAGAAGAGAUGAUGUGGAGAUGUAGCUUCAGUCCGGAUUUUUUUUUUCUCCUGUCGUUCACAUGGACGUUUUUUUAUGAUGUUAUCACGCAAAGUUUUUGGACCUUUGGCGGUCCUCUGCAUGUCACCAUGGAUUAUUUUGAAUUCUUGGAGACUGGAGUACAUAUCACGCCUCUCCUGGCUCACCAAACUUCAACAUAACUGAUGUUUUGGAUUUGGACUGUCUCAUAGUGGACUUCUUAAAGAAGGCAAGUUGGCAUGUUUUGUGUAUCUUGAUCAAAUGCAAGUUGUAAAUAAACUGCCAGGGAAGUUGUUUUUGUUGUCAUUUGACUGGAAAUCCUCAGAAAUGGAUGGAAACGCCUGCGAUGCUGGACAGCGGCACGAAAAUGGGCCACGGGGAGCGUGGUUGACGAUGCUGCCGUGGAUAAUCUUGUGUAGCUCCAUGUGGAUGACGGUCGACGGUCAGACGAAGAUCUCGCCGGAGAUUGUGCAGAAGUGGGCAGAGUCAUUUGGCAAAGAAAUCGCGUCCCUCUCCAGCAAAUACUCUGGAGCUGAACUGCUACAAAAAAAAUAUAAGGACGUGGAGGGCGUGCUCAAGAUUGAGGAAGUGGACGGAAAUGAGCUGGUGAAGAAGUUUGCAGAGGAGAUGGAGAAGAUGCUUGGGAGGAAGAUGAAAUCUGUUAAGAGAUUAGCUGAAGCCGCCGAGGAUGCUGAUCUUUACCAUGAGUACAAUGACACCCUAGAGUUUGAAUACUACAACUCUAUGCUGAUAAACAUGGUGGACGAAGAUGGAAACCCGCUGCCUUUGGGAGGAGAGUUCCCUUUGGAAAAGAACGAACACUUUAGCAAACUGCCGGUUAACACGCAGCAGAGUAACAUCCAAGUGCCCACAAAUGUCUACAAUAGAGAUACGGAUAUUCUGAACGGAGCAUACAUGUCAGAGGCUCUCAAUGAUGUGUUCAUUGACAACUUCCAGAAGGAUCCCACCCUCACCUGGCAGUAUUUUGGCAGUUCUUCGGGUUUCUUCAGGCUGUAUCCAGGGAUCCAGUGGAUCCCGGACGAGAACGGGGUCGUCACUUUUGAUUGCAGAAACAGGAACUGGUACAUCCAGGCAGCGACUUCCCCUAAAGAUGUGGUCAUUGUGGUGGAUGUGAGCGGCAGCAUGAAGGGUCUCCGACUCACAAUAGCCAAACACACCAUCAACACAAUACUGGACACGCUGGGGGAGAACGACUUUGUCAACAUCAUAGCUUAUAGCGACUACGUUCGAUACCUGGAACCGUGCUUCAAGGGAAUUUUGGUCCAAGCUGAUCUGGAUAACAGAGAGCACUUCAAACUCCUGAUCAACGAGCUGCACGUCAAAGGAGAAGGCAAAGUGAAGAAUGCCAUGAAGGAGUCUUUCAAGAUCCUCAACGAGGCUGCAGCGCUGGGCCAGGGCAGCCUGUGUAACCAGGCCAUCAUGCUGAUAACAGACGGCGCGAUGGAGGACUUCCAAGAUGUCUUCGAAGAGUUCAACUGGCCUGAACGGCGGGUUCGAGUUUUUACUUAUCUCAUCGGACGCGAGAUGACGUUUGCCCAAAAUGUCAAAUGGAUUGCCUGCAAUAAUAAAGGUUAUUACACACAUAUUUCCACGCUGGCUGACGUCCAAGAAAACGUUAUGGAGUACCUACAUGUUCUCAGUCGGCCUAUGGUCAUCAACCACGACCACGAUAUCAUCUGGACAGAAGCCUACAUGGAUAGUGUGUUACCUACCACUAAAGAGCUGUUUAACAGUCAAGCCCAGAGUUUGCUUCUGAUGACAUCUGUUGCAAUGCCCGUGUUCAGCAAGAAAAAAGAGACGUUGUCUCAUGGAAUUUUGCUGGGAGUUGUCGGAACUGAUGUGGCCUUGAAGGAACUGAUGAGAUUAGCGCAAAGAUACAAGCUGGGUGUCCAUGGUUACGCCUACCUCAUUACCAACAACGGCUACAUCCUUUCUCAUCCUGACCUCCGACCUCUGUACAAAGAAGGGAAGAAACUAAAACCAAAGCCUAACUACAACAGCGUGGACUUAUCCGAGGUGGAAUGGGAAGACACUGAGGAGAAACUCAGGACAGCUAUGGUCAAAGGAGAAACUGGCACGUUGUCCUUAGAUGUGCGGACCUCAGUGGAUAAAGGCAAACGGGUGAUGUUUCUCAAGAAUAAUUACUUCUACACUAGCAUCAAUGAGACGCCUUUCAGUCUUGGUAUAGUGCUGACAAAAGGAUACGGGCAGUAUAUAUUUAUUGGAAAUGUGUCUGUUGAAGAAGGUCUUCAUGACUUACUCGCUCCUGAUUUGACCAUAGCCAGCGAAUGGACUUACUGUGAGACCGACAUUGACCCUGCACAUCGUAAACUGAGCCAGUUGCAGGCCGUCAUCAGAUACUUGACGGGGAAAGAACCAGAUCUGGAGUGUGAUCCACAGCUCAUGCAGCAAACUUUAUUUGACGCAGUAGUGACUGCGCCAAUGGAAGCCUACUGGACAGCCCUCAUGCUUAACCCGACUAGAAUGGAUGACGGCAUUGAAACCGCUUUUCUCGGCACGCGUUCCGGCCUCAUGAGAUUUCAGCGUUACACUGGCAUCGAAAAGCGAGUUGGCAUGUCGUUCCUGACAGCCACUGAUAAGGAAAAUAUGUUCACCCUGGACCACUUUCCUCUGUGGUUCCGUAGGGCAGCUGAGAGCCCGGCCGGUCAGUUCUUGUACUACAUGCCCCGACAGGACACCAGAGCUGGGAGGAUUGUGAUCGCAACCACUGCCGUCACUGUGACAGUAGGCAAGAAGACUGCCAUCGCUGGAGCUAUUGGUGUCCAGAUGACUCUGGAAGUGUUAGAAUCCAAAUUUUGGGCUAUUGCAUCGCAGCCAAACGACACUGAUUGCUCUGACGUAGAAGGAGUUUGUCCUCUUCGCUGUGACAGCUUUGUGAGUAUACCCCACAAAGUACCCACUUACUCCUGCGUCAUCUCUGGAAGAUCUCAACCUCACGCUACGCGCGUCACAGUCCGAGAUAUGGAGUGCUACGUGAUUGACAAUAAUGGGUUCAUCCUCAUUUCUAAACAGCGUGCUGAUGCCGGAAAAUUCUUCGGCGAGGUCGACGGCUCGGUCAUGACGAUGCUGAUCCGAAUGGGCAUGUUCAAAAGAGUGUCUCUGUUUGACUACCAGGCUAUGUGUAAGAUGAACGUUCACUCCACCAGCAGGGCCCGACCGCUUCUCAGCUCAUUCUACGCUCUAGCAUCCGCCCUCAAGUGGUUCCUCUCCAACUUCUUACUGUUUCUUCUUGAGUUUAAUGUCUGUGGAUUCUGGCACACGGAGCAUUUUGCAGAUGCUUCCUUGCACAAGAAAAAGGGUGACAUCCUGCAGCCAUGUGAUACAGAGUACCCCAGUUUUGUCUACGAGCCAUCAGUCAAAGAGACCAACAGCAUCAUUAAGUGUGGACGCUGCCAGAAGAUGUUUGUAGUGCAGCAAAUCCCGCAGAGCAACCUGCUGAUGUUGGUCGUGCAGGCGGACUGCGACUGCUCCAGACAACACUCACCCAUCACCCUUGAGCCCAAGGAAGUCAAAUAUAUCGCCUCAGUGAAGUGUGAGCGGAUGCGGUCCCAGAAGAUCCGAAGACGUCCUGAGUCGUGUCACUCGUACCACCCUCAGGAGAAUGCAAACGACUGUGGAGGAGCUUCUGCCGCAUCACUCUCUGCCUUCCUCUUCCUCGUGUGUCCCAUCGCCUCAUUGCUUUCCUGAUGGUGCUGCAAGGGGAUUUAUUUUUAUAUACAACACAUCUAGAUCUCGCUCACUUUUUUUUUUGUCCUGACAAUCUGAAGAACUCUUCCUUGCCUCGGUCAAGUGUUGAAAUUGGCAGCUGUUGCCAUGGAUACCACUCCAUUACUUACCUUCUCUUCCACCACCUUGCAUAUGCAAUUGAAAAGGGACUAAAGAGAAACAUGUGGCUGCAGUGACUCACGUGGAUGAAUUAUGAAUCACGAGAGCGAAUGUAAUGGAGCCUGUAGGGAAGUAAUGAGUUGCUGAUAUACCAUGACACCAAAUUGCAUACGGUAAUGAAUGACAUAUUUUGUAACAUAUGGAAGGGCUUCAGGAUACGAAAUGGAGACACUUAUGUACAACUUAUUAUAAUUAGUGUUGCACCGAUACCAUUUUUUGGGCCCAAUACCGAUACAGAUGUGCAGUAUCGGCCGAUACCGAAACCAUUCCGAUACCACUCUGUUUGCAAAAAAAAAAAAAAAAAAAUACACACACACAUAUACAUGUAUAUGUACAUAUAAGGGAUGCAACGAUAUAGUUAAGUCACGGUUCGGUACGAUUUUCGAUACAAUUCAAUACAUUUAAUCCUCUGAAACAGAAAAUACAACUGUUAUUAUUUUAAUUUUUAAAAAUUUUUUUUAAUUUGCUAACAAGCAAAAAUAACAGUGCCAUCAUAUAAACAAGCAUUUUAGUGCAUAAUAUUUAUGUGCUUACUUCUUACUGAUCUGAAGAAAUUUUGUAUAUAAGCUGAGAACAAUCUUUACUGUUUGUAAAGUGGGGCACACUGUUGAUUGCUGCAGCUCUCUUAGCAGCUAUAUUUACCAUAUAAGCAAAACAUCCUAUUUGUGGUCCGAGUCCAUCUGUAACAUGUACUGAAUUAACAGUAUUUACAGCAUUUUCUAUAGUCACUGGUAUGGAUUGAUUUGGCCUGCCUAACUUCCAUUCAGUCAUGGCGGUUUCUGAUUCAUCAAUGUAGUAUUAAGGAUUACACGUCGCUCUGGGCUCACGCAGCUAGUGGCAUGGGAUCUAGGUUGCUCUUUGAUGAUAUCUAGUGUGUGCGCGCGAGAGUUAGCAUGGGAUCUAACAUAGGACAUCUAGGUUGCUUUUUGUUGAUAUCUAGUGUGCGCGCUGCGCCGCUUGAGUGUUUUCUGGCGACAGAAGUCACUUCUGCUCAUUACUGCACAACACCAGCAUAUGACAAUCGACUUUCAUAAACAGGACUAGUUUGAAGUAGGGCGCUCUUAAUUUGCCACUCAUUGUUCAUCAUGAAACCAUGAGUUUGCUUAGUCUCCCACGGUCUUAACCUUUCUGAUCCCAUCGGCUCUACAACAGCAGGCGUUAGCUUACGUGUGCUAAUCGUUUGUGAUUGCCAUGUUAGAUGAGCAGCGUAAUAUCGCUGAUAUGCGUUGUUGUUUACAUCCUUAAUAUUGAAGACGAAGGUGUUAAUUUCGUUUGGUAAUUUCGAGACAAAGACAUACAGAUGUCAUGCAUCGGGAUUUGGGAAGUUAGCUCACAUGGGGAGGACAGUACAUUUGCGUCCAAGUGAUGCCAGUAGAUGGUAUCGGCGCCCUAAAUGUUGGUACUCGUCGAUACCGAUACCACCAAUUCGGGCCGGAUCGGCGCCCCCUGCCGAUACUGGUAUCGGUAUCGGUGCAACUUUAAUUAUAAUCAUUUUGGAGUCAUCAUUUCAUACUUGAAAUCAUUGCCAUUGACGCCGAUAAACGUCUUAUCCACUUUAAAUGAAUGGCGUACCGCAAGCAACACAUCAGUUUUGCUUAUUAAUAUUCAUGAGGUUAGCAAUUGUUGCUAAGGGGGGGGUCAACCUCCCGUGUGUCCCUAAUAGUAAAUGCAUGGAAAUACCAUAUUUGCCCGAAUAUAAGACGGCCCUGAUUAUAAGACGGCCCCCUUUUUUUCAAGACUCAAGUUUGAGAAAAGACUUUUUGAACACCAAAUUAAUUUUUGUACAGAAAACAAUUACAGUACAUCCGAAAAAAAUGACUAUAACAAUAUAUUUGAGAGAAAAACCAUGUUAUUUUGCCUCAUUCAAAUGUUAAUAUCUGAACAUUUAAAUAUGUAAACUAAAGUGCAAUCACAUUUGUAAAUGAAUGGCUUCUGGUUUUUGAAAUGUAAAUAAACCAAUCUAUUGUGAUGAAACAACAAAAUUGCAAUAACUGCAUUAACCAUCAACGUGAGGUCUAAUUGUAACUGUAGUCUUGAAACAAAUCUGAAUAAGGAAAAACAGCAGCUGGGAUCUGUCAUGACAGAACAUCGCUUCACUGAUAUCUGGCGCCAUCUAGCGUCGUGAAUGGGCAUAAUGUCUAGACCGCGAAUAUAAGACGACUCCCUCUUUUUCAGUCUUAUUUCAAUGCAAAAAACACCGUCUUAUAUUCCGGCCAAUACGGUAGUGUGCGAACGAGAUGUUUACUGAGCUAAACCUACCAACGAAAAUUAUGUCCCUGGUGCCAAAUUUACUGGUAAAGAUGUGGAAGAACAUAAAAAUGUUCCGUUAAAGAGAUGGCUUGAGUAUCGAGGGCUGUAAAAGACGGGAAAAAGAGCCGACCUGAUCCAGACCAGUACAGUAAUAACAAAUGUUAAUUCUAUAAUAUAUUAACAGUUCCUCCUUUUUUACCAACGGAAAAGGUAACAACAGUGGCAGGCAGAUACCAUUUUAAUUUUUUUCAGGUCAUUAAUUGUCAGACAGAAGCACCACGGCAAAACGACACGCUAAAAAAUAAGUAAAAAUAUCAAAAUGGCUUACCUUUUCGUCCUCUGUAGGACCAUGGCUCCCAACAAAAUGUUUACUGAAGAUGAAAUGUGAAUGGCUUCACCUUGCUGGCGUUAAACUGCUCUUUUGGACAUCCGCACAAGUUGAUCCAUUCUGUACAUUUUUUUUUCAGUUUUUGGUUUCGGGACACGUAUGAAGAAAACAUCCUUCAUAUGUUGUAAUGUCUGGAGUCGUUUCUACAAGUUCCAUAGCAGCAGUAUUUACUCGGCAUGUUCUUUUUUGAAAGAUUGCCAGCGAAAACAAGCAGGAAAAACAUGGGUUGUAUGCGAGGGCGUGUCUAUGUUGACCCACUUCCACGUUACGGUGGCGACGUCACGGUCUAAAAAUAGCAUUACACUAUUGGGCGUCUAUCGACUUCAAUGGCACUAAAACAUGAUCAUUCAGUGGCGGUUCAAUGGCAGCCAAUGAGUUAAUAUUGGAAAUCUAACAACAUAAGUAUUUUUAUACACUUAUCGUGUUUAAAUUUUCUAAACCAGCAUGUGUUUAUGACAAACUGCCUGACUACCUACUAAAGUCAUUCUAAAUGUGUUCGUAUAUGUGUAUCCAUAACUCAUGUUGAAAUCAUGAAUUUCUGUUGUUAUUGACAUUAUGGCGGAAAACACUCAGGUGACUUGAAGUUCCGCUCUGAGACCCCCAAUUUGGCCAGAUUUCAAAAUGGUCCUAUAUGCAUGUCUGAUACAUCAUUGGAAAGCUUAAAAUCUCUAUUUUCUGGGGGAGGAAAAUUUUUGAACAGGUGGACAUUUAAAAAAAAAAAAAAAAAAAAGCAAAAUUAAAGACGCCAUGAUUUUUAUUUUUAUUUCAUUAUUAUCGCGUACUUACCUCUUUUCGGUCCAAAUACUCAAUGUACCUUGUAUUACCGAGUGUCAAGACACAGCUGUGAAUGGCCACAGCCGGGUUUUUGGGGGGGAUUUUAUGGGUGAAACGUGGUAAUAUAACAAGCGUCGCGAUGCAGAAAUCACAGACAUCAAGGAGUGGUUGAGAUUUUCUUUUUCAUAUAUUUCCCCUUUUAAACUUUUUUUUUUUUCUUUGUUUGGAUCGAUUAUUUAUCAUCUCAAAUAAUGGGGAAAAUGCGACAGUAACAAAAAAAAAAAAAAUACAAUUAAGCGAUAGUUAUAAGGUAGAUAUACGUUACUUAUUUACAUCAUUUUUUUCAUUGUGACGUAAUUUGUUUAAAAGUUUAAAAUAUGUGAGUGAAUAAUUUUUUAAAGUCGUUUAAAAUAGA